AGUUUUUCCUUCUUUUUCUUCUGUCUGGGGGUUCAGUUCAAGUUGUUUGUCUUCACAUAAUAAAUGAAUUAAUCUAAAGGAGGAAGGGAUCCCCCAAAAGCUCCAGACCUCUUGUAUAACCACAACUUUGCUUUCACAUUACAUUCUCACUGAAGAAAAAGAUCACUGAUUUCGUGACUCAUUGGGCGACUCAAUUCCCAACUAGCUAGGCUUAAUAAAAACGUUGCAAAAGCAAGCCAGUGGUAGUCUCUCCUAUUUCUCCAAGAAGCUUGAAGUCAAAAGUGCCAUAAAUGUGCCAUCUUUUCUUUCUUAAUUCUCUCUGUACAAAGUGUUUUUCCAGACCAUGCCAAGCUUUAAAUAGCACAAUUAAUAAUAGUCGGGUGAUGCUAAUUCCACACCACACAAACAAACAAACAAACAAAUCAUAAAAUAAUUCAUCUUCAUAUUUAUAAAAUAGUAAAAAAACCCCCAGAAGUUACAAUUUAUAGCUCAAAAAAUUAAAAAGAGAGCGGAGGGAGGCAGCUCAAAUCACUUGACCAUCCUUCAGACUAUAAAAUAAUCCCAGAAAGGAGAAAGCAACAAAGCACAGCAGUUCCCAGGAGCGGCGUUCGGCGGAAAAGCGUGCUUCUUUGACAACAAUAUUGAAAUCAAACUCAUCCCCAACUUAAGAAUAAUUUUUUUUAAAAAAAAAAAAUAGAAGAAAAGAAUAAGGAUCAAAGGCUUAAUUCUAAAACAAAUUAAAUUGAAAAAUGGCCCAACCCAAUGAAAAUAUUGCAUAAACCAUUCAUAAAUGUCCCCUCUUGGCCCUGCAUGUAGAUCCUUCACUGUCCCCCUUUUCCAGCCCUUAUAAACGAACAGCUUUCCCACCCCCACCCCACAUGAAGCCUCUCCAUGUCCAUCUCUUCCGUCUCUUCUUCGUCUUCUUCUCCUCCUCCUUGUUCAUUAUUAGCACCACUUUCUAGUGCCCUCGUGUGCUUAAAAAAUUUCACUUCUUUUUAUCAUGGCAACUGCAACUGGAACUGGGUCGCCCUGUGGAGCAUGCAAGUUUCUCCGGCGAAAGUGUGCCGCCGACUGCAUAUUUGCGCCCUACUUUUGCUCCGAGCAAGGCCCGGCACGGUUCGCCGCCAUCCACAAGGUGUUCGGCGCCAGCAAUGUGUCCAAGCUCCUGCUGCAAGUUCCGGUCGCCGACCGCUGCGAGGCUGUCUUCACAAUUGCUUAUGAAGCCCAGGCCAGGCUUAGAGAUCCCGUUUAUGGCUGCGUUGCUAACAUCUUUGCCUUGCAGCAGCAGGUGACGUGCUUGCAAGCGCAGCUAAUGCAAGCAAAGGCUCAACUGGUUCAAAGCCAGCUCAUGGGAUCAAGAAAUGUGGAAAGCCAAUGGCCUGGAAAUAUGCUAGGAUUGCAGCCAUCAUUCCCUACUGCUUUCAAUCCAUCUCAAAGCUCACUCGAAUCGGUCGAUCAAGGCGUCGAUGGAAUGGCAUUCAAGCAGGAAAUACAAAGCAGAUCAUCAUCAGAUCACCAUGAGCUUUCUUUCUUGAAUUACGCCAAGAAGAGACCUUCACAAACUGAGCUGGGUGAACUUCAAGAGCUGGCCCUAAGGAUGAUGAGGAACUGAUCAUCAGUAGUAUCCAUUCAAUCAUCAUGCAUCUCUCUCUUACAAAUAUGAUCAUGAUCAUGUUGAGAAUGAUGAUUUGAUGGUGCCUUAGGAUGAUGGGAAACUGAGUACCCUAAACUCAUCAAUGAUCGAUCAAUCAUCAUGGAUCUUUCUCUCUUAGGAAUAUGAAGUUUGAGAAUUUUUGGCUUCAUGGUGUAUAUAGCUAGCUAGGGAGACUAAUUAAGAGAAUAAUUUUGGUUUAAUUUCUACCAAAAUUAUGUAAUGAACCCAAUCGCAAGAAAGAAGAAACGAGCUUUCUUUUCUGA
Messenger RNA from Diospyros lotus (date-plum), 1917 nucleotides. Its product is annotated as LOB domain-containing protein 16-like. Gene Ontology annotation, cellular component: nucleus. Gene Ontology annotation, biological process: hormone-mediated signaling pathway; positive regulation of DNA-templated transcription. Lineage: Eukaryota; Viridiplantae; Streptophyta; Magnoliopsida; Ericales; Ebenaceae. The transcript has 2 exons. The coding region runs from base 1001 to 1612 and encodes 203 amino acids. The record is from RefSeq and is a predicted model, not a curated record.